Messenger RNA from Lutzomyia longipalpis, 656 nucleotides. RefSeq names its product partner of xrn-2 protein 1-like. Lineage: Eukaryota; Metazoa; Arthropoda; Insecta; Diptera; Psychodidae. The transcript has 2 exons. The record is from RefSeq and is a predicted model, not a curated record. The coding region runs from base 121 to 438 and encodes 105 amino acids.
UGAACAUAACCAAGAACUAUAAAUACAGCCAAAUAAACAAACCGCAGUGCAGUGUGUUGUGGAGUUUUGUUCGAUCAACAUCUAAAUUUUGCAGUUUUCUCUCAAAAAUCUUCCUCGAAAAUGGAUUUUCCAACUAAUUGGGACAUUGAUAGCUACAGGGCAUCAUACGAGAGUGAUGAACACUGGGAAUUGAGACGCCGCUUCAUGGAAGUUCACAAGGAAAAGUUUGGAGAGGAAGAGCUUGUCUGUCUGGCACAAACAUUCACAAAUAUUGAGUUUCUGGGAUGCAGGUACCCAUCGGAUACAAUGAAACUGGUGGCAGAGCUCUCAAAAGACGUCGCGAAGGAUUUCCGGAAGAAGAGGGAAUCGCGCCUCAAGAGAACCUUCGUUCAGGCCUCAGAUGCUGCAGAAGCCAAAGUCAAGAGGAUACGGAAGUAAUUUUUUUUACUGACUCACCACGACCUGCAUUGCUUCAAUCUCUGGAUUCGUAUUUCUUUGUGAUUUGUUGCUGGAGUCUCGCGGAGGCAGACUGGAUCAACUCAUUGGGAGAAUUAAGAAGGCUAGUCCACGGGAUCUGGUUAAUCUGUAAGGGAAAAAAAAUUGUCAAGCAUUGAAUUUUUGUGGAAUAAAUUGUAAUUCGUUUACCUUGGAGGAAA